AUGAGGCUCGAUGCAACCGAUCUACGCUACAUCACCAGUCAGGAGUUUCGUGUCCUGACUGCGGUAGAGAUGGGCUCCAAAAACCACGAAGUCGUCCCAUCAUCCCUCGCUGCACAGAUCUGCGGUCUUCACCACUCCGGUAUCAACAAGCUUCUCGGUUCGCUCGCCAAACGCAAUCUGAUCGCUCGUGUCCAGAACACCAAGUACGAUGGAUAUCGACUCACGUACGGUGGUUACGACUACCUCGCCUUGCGUGCCUUCUCCAAACGUGACAGCGUAGCUGCUGUCGGCAGGCGUAUCGGCGUCGGCAAGGAGAGCGACAUCAUGAUCGUCUCUUCGCCAGAUCAAGAACAACGCGUUCUCAAGAUCCAUCGUCUCGGUCGAAUCAGCUUCAGAGCCAUCAAGGAGAAGCGUGACUACAUGGGCAAGCGCAAGAGCGCAAGCUGGAUGUACAUGAGUCGCUUGGCUGCGGCAAAGGAGUACGCAUUCAUGAAGAUCCUUCAUGAGCAUGGCUUUCCUGUACCUCAACCUAUCGACCAAGCACGCCACUGCAUCGUCAUGUCCUACAUCGACGCCUUUCCGCUCCGACAAAUCGCUGUACUGCCUCCAGAUCAGAUCCCCCUCCUCUACUCAGCCCUCAUGAAGCUCAUCGUACGUCUAGCACGAGCCGGCUUGAUCCACGGCGACUUUAACGAAUUCAACCUCCUCAUUCGCGAGGUCACAAGUCCAAGUGAUGACGAGUACGAAUCCGAUUCGGCAAGAGCAGCAGCUCCAACAGAAUCAAGAGCCAAGAACGCACCACGACAUGAUCAGCCAGAACCUUCGCAACAGCACAACGCCAACGGUCUCAAAGUAGACAGAGCCCUUGGACACGAGGUCGAGCGCGGCAACGGCUUCGAGCGGGUCAUCGCGCCAGCAUCUUUACAGACUGCAGGCCAGCAAGGGCAAGAGCUCUCCGAAUCAGAGUCCGGCUCCGAGUCCGAAGAGGAAGAGGAAGAGGAAGGCCACCAUGACGACGAUGCCGAUGCUGCGUCCGACGGUCAGGUACAUUUGGGAGACGACGUCACCGUUGAGCCCAUCUUGAUUGACUUCCCCCAAAUGGUCAGCAUCAACCAUGAAAACGCAGAAUACUACUUUGACAGAGACGUCGAGUGCGUGCGCAGAUUCUUCCGAAAACGCUUCAGAUACCAGUCCGACGAAUUUCCUCGCUUCCAGGACGUUGUUCCAGAAUUCGCACGACAGCAGACAAAACUUCCAAAGCCAGCAUCGGACGCAGAACAUGCCCAAGACAACGACAAACCAAUAGUCGCGAAUGGCGACAUUAGACUCGACCUUCUUGCCAAGGCCAGUGGCUUCGGUGGUUCCAAACAGGACCGUGAGCUUGAACAAGUAAGUGUGCUUCAUCACGAAGGCGUGUUGCGUUUCAUCCUCAGACAAAGUUCUGUGACUGACCACAAGCUUCCGCCCGAUCAAUUCCCACAGUACAUGUCCUCCCUACGCCUAAGCACCACCGAGGGAAUGAUCGAGGUUGCUGGCUCGGAGGAUGAAGGUGAUGAGGAUCUGUCUGACAUCGAAGACGAUGACAGCGAUCAAGGCCGAGAUAGCGACGAUCAGGAAGGUACCGAAGAAGACGAUGACGGCAGCGAUGCCGAUGCCGCACAGGAUCGGGAUGAUGGCCUUAGCAGACAGGAACGCAAAGCUGCAAAGGCAGCCGCUGCCAGCGCUGUCAAGCCCUCUCGCGGAGCUGCUCGCAAGGCGAUGCUCGACGGUGACGAUUCAAAGAUUGCUCAACUCGUGGCCUCGGACCGUGCAAAAGCGGUCCGCCGCGCAGAGAAGCAUCAUGGACGCAAGGCACACGCCGGCAAGGGCGGAAGAGCUCAUGCUGGUGGCAAAGCAAAGACAGGAAAGGCACGGAUGAUCAACGACUCCAUGGAUUUCUAA
This is a messenger RNA of Pseudozyma hubeiensis SY62, 1941 nucleotides long. RefSeq lists its product as hypothetical. Gene Ontology annotation, biological process: protein phosphorylation; maturation of SSU-rRNA. The record is from RefSeq and is a predicted model, not a curated record. Bases 1 to 1941 code for a protein of 646 amino acids. Lineage: Eukaryota; Fungi; Basidiomycota; Ustilaginomycetes; Ustilaginales; Ustilaginaceae. Gene Ontology annotation, molecular function: protein serine/threonine kinase activity; ATP binding. Gene Ontology annotation, cellular component: cytosol; preribosome, small subunit precursor; nucleus. The transcript is spliced from 2 exons.